Messenger RNA from Crotalus tigris (Tiger rattlesnake), 3608 nucleotides. It is a transcript of the gene SLC36A4, whose product is annotated as solute carrier family 36 member 4. NCBI's taxonomy places the organism in Eukaryota, Metazoa, Chordata, Lepidosauria, Squamata, Viperidae. Gene Ontology annotation, cellular component: vacuolar membrane. The transcript has 9 exons. Gene Ontology annotation, molecular function: L-proline transmembrane transporter activity; L-alanine transmembrane transporter activity. Gene Ontology annotation, biological process: amino acid transmembrane transport; L-alanine transport. Bases 768 to 1877 code for a protein of 369 amino acids. The record is from RefSeq and is a predicted model, not a curated record.
GGAAACAUUGGCACGGGUCUUCUGGGCCUCCCUCUUGCAAUAAAAAAUGCAGGCAUUCUGCUUGGACCAAUCAGUCUUCUCUUCAUUGGAAUUGUGUCAAUCCACUGCAUGCACAUUUUGGUACGAUGCAGCCAUUAUCUAUCUGUCAGGUUAGUAUGUAGCUUUUUGUUGAUGUCACUUCUGCCCUGGAAAUCAGCCUGCCAAAUAUUAUCAGCCUGUAUUUCUAUGCAGGACAUCAAGGUUUAGGGCAGGGGUAGGCAACCUUGGUUCUUUUAUGACCCGUGGACUUCAACUCCCAGAAUUCCUGAGUUAGCAUGGAUCAGCUUGAAAACCUCUCCCUUUCCCCUCAGCAUGGCUGGCUCAGGAAUUCUGGGAGUUGAAGUCCACGAGUCAUAAAAGAGCCAAGGUUGCCUACCCCUGGUUAGGAAUAGACUCUUUCUUUGCAUCCACUAUGGAAAAAAAAAUAAGCUAUUAGCAGGUUAGAUUUCUGGGUUUGUUUUGUUUUAUAUUGUUUUGCUCUCUUCUGUACUAUGUGGAUUAAUGGAGUCGAGGUGCCCGCCAUAUUUCUGUGCUGGCUGUAGGAGAGGAAACAUUUGUCCCUCUGGGAUUUGCUCAUACAGAAGCCAAGCAGGUUGGCAGAAGGAGUUCAGAUGUCCCCUUCCCUCCAGUCUGUUCACUUACUUGCAUGGAAUUCCUGAUCACCACGUGUUUGAUUGCCUUGAUUAAAAAUACCUUUCUUAGGGUAUAGUGACACCGUUAGCCGUGCCAUGGAAACGUGUCCCUUUCACUUACUACAGAAAAGAUCAUCUUGGGGAAGAUAUGUCGUUGACUUCUUCCUUGUGGUUACCCAGUUGGGCUUUUGUAGUGUUUAUUUUGUAUUCUUAGCUGAAAAUAUGAAACAAGUUUGCGAAGGAUAUGCUCAAACUAAACCAUAUGCUAUGAACGCCACAGGGACCCCUGCCCCUCCAGACAGAAAGACCACCGAUUUGAGAGUAUACAUGCUGUGCUUCCUUCCACCUGUAAUCCUCUUGGUUUUCAUUCGCGAUCUGAAGCAUCUCUCUGUGUUCUCGUUCCUUGCAAAUUUAGCUAUGGCUGUCAGCUUGAUCGUUAUUUAUCACUACGUUAUAGAGGGUUUAGCUGCACCUCAAAAACUGAUUCUGGUGGCUAGUUGGAGCAAGUAUCCCCUUUUCUUUGGCACAGCUAUCUUUGCAUUUGAAGGAAUAGGUGUGGUGCUCCCCAUUCAGAAUAGGAUGAAAGAAGUUAACCGCUUCCCAGUGGCACUCAACGUUGGCAUGGGAAUUGUGAUGACCUUGUAUAUUUCAUUAGCCAUCCUGGGAUAUGUACGCUUUGGAGACGAAAUCAAAGCCAGCAUUACUCUCAACCUGCCACAAGAUCAAUGGUUGUACCAAAUGGUCAAGAUCCUUUAUUCCUUUGGGAUUUUUGUGACCUACUCGAUUCAGUUCUACGUUCCAGCUGAGAUUAUCAUUCCUAUUGUAGCAACCAGAGUGCAGCAGAAACUGAAGCUGAUCUGUGAGUUGGUAGUGAGAAUGCUUCUGGUCUGCUCAACCUGUGCUAUAGCAAUAUCCAUCCCUCGUCUAGACAUCGUGAUCUCGCUCGUUGGAGCCGUAAGCAGUAGCACUUUGGCUUUGAUCAUGCCCCCGUUGAUUGAAAUCCUCACCUUUUACAAGGAGAAGCUAAGUGUAUGGGUGAUCUUCAAAGACAUUUCCAUAGCCUCCCUUGGCGUGAUCGGUUUCAUAGCUGGCACAUAUGUAAGUGUUAAAGAGAUUAUCUGCCCCACAACUUUGUUUUUUGAGAAUGGUACGGUUGGUUCAGCAACCUUCUUCAACGCUUCCCACUUGGCCAAGGAUGCCAAUUAAUGUCAGAAGAUUGUGGGCCUGUUGAAUUUCGUAAUAGAUGCGUGUUUGCAAACCAAAGAGAUUCCAGAUGGACAGGUUUUAAAAGAGAAAAUGGUUGGAAGAGGGAUUUCCCCCCCCCUCACCCCCCAAUGAAAUCUGCUCCUUUGGAGGAUACAACUUAUUCAAGAUUUUUCUUCUCUUCCGUUCAAGCAUCAUGGACUGCUGUGUAUUUAUUUGCAGAAGGGACCAGAAAUCAAAAACACUUCUUGAUAUCAUGUUUGGACAUCUCACAUUGAGAGAAUAAUCCCUUCCAACUUCUUUAUUUAAAGUUAAGCCAGUCUUUUGAGAUCCUCUCCGCGUAACUUCGGAGAUUAACAAGGUUUAUGCAAAAAUCUGGAUAUCGUCUCUCUCUCUCUGUGUGUGUGUGUGUAUUGUGUAAAUCUUUUAUGUUUUGAAUUUUAUGUAUCUACUUGGUAUACAAGUAGAAAAGCUUUCCAGUGGAUUCUAUUCCCCAAGUAGACAAGGAUUUGAGCCCAUUCCAUCACUGCAGUUUUUCCUCCGUGAGAUUAGACCUGAUGUCCCUGAAUUAACAGCCUCCAUGGUUUAUCUUGGUAGAGUAAGAUAAACUCAUCAUAUUAGUAAUUUCUCCUAAUGUCUGCAAAGAAAUAUGUCUUCAGACUUAGGUCUCGGUUAUGCAGAUGGUUUACAUGAUGUGAAGGAACAAGAAUGAUGCAGUUUUGGAGAGGCAAAAAAAUAGCUUGGCUCUUGGUAACAGAGUCAAGCCACAAUUGUGGAUUAUCAAAGGACAGUUCCCCCCCAGCAUGCAUAAGAGUAAUAUUACAGUUCCACAGAAAGCUGUAUUUUUCUAUUUAUUUCUAACUACAUAGAGCACUUCUAUAUUUGUAUGUAAGCACUGUUUGGUUGCAAAUGAGAUAUAUCUGUAGAAUUUUACUUUCUAUGGAAAUCAUACGUAUGUAUCCUUUAUGCUUUAAACUGUUUUUUUUAAAGAAUACAAGUUUUGAUAAUAUGAAGGUGCCAUAAAAACUCCUGUUCAUAGUAAACCAGUUGAAAACAAUUAAACUUAAUAAUAGCCAUGAUUUGAUCUUAGAAAUUUCAAGGAGUAUAUUCUAAAAAUGACGAAGUCUGGUCUUAACAGUUUGAAUCCAUUCAUGUCUUGGGGCGACCUAUUCUUUCUAAACCUUUCUCACUCUCAAUUUGCUAAAGACCUGAAUAAGAAGAAAAGGACUAUAUCUUCUGUUUUGCUUGCUUUUGGCCAUAAUAGUAUACCCUGAAAUUGUCAUAGGCUGUUAUUGUCUUUGUUCCCAUGAAAUUUCAUAAUCCAAAGCGAGCAGAAGAGCAGAUACACACAAUCUUAUGAUGUGAAAGAUUCAAUAAAAUAGGAAGUCUUCCUCUGCAUUAUGCAUUGAUAGGCUGUUUUGGAGUCUGUAUUACAGACCUUUUGUGUUUUUCGUUCAUCUGUACACAGUAUUCAUACAUCAUACGGCAUUAACAUACAAGAUAUGUCAUACAACUUCACCUUAUCCUGCCUGGGAUUUAUAUUCUUUGCUAAAGUCUUUGAUUCCUUCUUGAACCUCUUUCUCUGAGGCAUUCCACCUUUGGAAGACCUAGCUGGAGGCAGGGAGAAGGGGAGGAAGAAAGCAACACAAUUCUUUUCCUAAAAGUUGUGGAAAGGAUUGUUGCCAUGUUAUUCUUCGCUUUGGUUGCUGAAUUUUGUGCAUUCAAGGCCUCCAG